Molecule: messenger RNA, 690 nt
Organism: Macrosteles quadrilineatus (aster leafhopper)
Lineage: Eukaryota; Metazoa; Arthropoda; Insecta; Hemiptera; Cicadellidae
Product: dynein light chain Tctex-type protein 2B
Exons: 4
Coding region: 101-607 (168 amino acids)
Biological process (GO): microtubule-based movement
Cellular component (GO): cytoplasm; cytoplasmic dynein complex
Molecular function (GO): dynein intermediate chain binding
Source: RefSeq, a predicted model, not a curated record
UUUAACAAAUAUUUUUGUAAACAAAUCAUAUAACAUUUUGACUUGGGAUAAAUUGCUCAUUGUUUUGUGCUUUUUAUAAAACCAGUUAACUGAACAAAAAAUGGAAAUCAUAUCAGAAGAAAUAGACCGUUACAGUUUACAGUUGUCAGAAGAUGAAUAUUCUGAAGCCAAAGAAGAACUUACCAUUCCAAGCGUCGAUGUUCCUCUCGAAAAACUAAAAAGCAGCGGAGACAAACAGUGGGCAAAGGUGGUUCGCUACAUGAACACGUACCGGUUGGAGUCCAAGAGGCCGUUCAACGUUGAACACGUGACGGCGCUGCUCAAGGAGGUGUUGACUAGAGAUUUGGCAACGGCGCACUACGAGCCCAACAACAUGACCAAGAUGUGCGUCAACCUGGCCGGGGAGAUCCGCAACAAAGUCAAACAGCUCAACUACGACAGAUACAAGCUUGUCUGCUUGGUUCAGAUUGUAGAGAAACACAGACAAAGUGUCUUGUCUACAGCGAGAUUUCUGUGGGAUACAGACAGAGACAGCUAUGCUGUUUUCAGUAUGAACAACGCUCACAUCGCUGCGAUGGGCUGCGUGUUUGGGAUCUACUACGAGUGACGCUUCCGACCCCGCAAUGAUUCACCAAUCACAAAAUCUUGUACACAUAUAUAUAAUUAUUGUUAUAUAGUUGUAAAUAUUUU